Molecule: messenger RNA, 978 nt
Organism: Linum trigynum
Lineage: Eukaryota; Viridiplantae; Streptophyta; Magnoliopsida; Malpighiales; Linaceae
Source: the annotation of a GenBank genome assembly
AUGACUGCGGCUGCUAGGUCUCGUCCCUCUUGGGGGUGGCAGAGUAUCCUUCAUGGGCGUCAGUUAUUGGAGAUGGGAUUGAGAUGGCAGGUUGGUAAUGGCCAAUCGGUAUCCCUCCUUCACUCUAACUGGAUCCCCUGGUACCAGCUUGAUCCCCCAUGUUAUAAUCUGCGGAUUUUGCCUGAGGGGGGUGAUCCUUUGGUGGCCGAGGUUAUUUGUCAAGGGGAAGGGAGAUGGUCUGAUGAGAGGCUCUGUCAGUGGUUUGAUCCACCCACCUGUAAGGCUAUCAAAGCUAUUCCUCUUCCUAGAUGGGAUGUGCCUGAUAAGCUUAUCUGGCAUUUUACGGCUGAUGGGGUUUUCUCGGUAAAGUCGGCUUAUCAUUUGGCUGUCGAUUUGGAAUGGAGGAGGGGUGGGUGGCGAUCCUCGGUUAGUUGGAUGGAUAAACCGAGUUGGAUAAGAGUAUGGGAGGCGAAGAUCCCUCCAAAGUUGAAGGUUUUUGUAUGGCAAAUCCUUAAUCGGGCUCUUCCAACUACGGAGGCGCUUAUUGAGAAAAAUAUUCAGGUUCUCCCUCGGUGUCCAGUUUGUUGGGAUGGCUCGGAAACGAUGGAACACUUUUUCCUUUACUGUCCGGUUGCGCGGGCUCUCUGGGACUAUUCAGGGUUGAACUACCUGGGGGAGGGUCUGCCUCGGCACACUUUUCCUUUGUUUCUCAAACGUUUGUUGGCGCUGAUUCAGCAACCGUCAUUGGUUAUGGCUGUUGUUGCCAUCCUUUGGAGGAUCUGGCAUUCUCGGAAUUGGGUUGUCUUUGAGGGCAAUCAAUUUGGGAUCCCGACGCUCAUGCGGCAGUUUCACCAACAGUAUGAGGAAUGGGUGGGUCUACCAGCGGAUCGAGCUCCGAGGACGAUUACCCCGAUGAUGCAACCAACUGCGCCAGUGGGUGAUUCUCAUUUGGUUUGCAUGUGGGAUGGGGCUACGUAG